This is a messenger RNA of Botrytis deweyae, 798 nucleotides long. RefSeq lists its product as uncharacterized. The transcript is spliced from 2 exons. Bases 1 to 798 code for a protein of 265 amino acids. Lineage: Eukaryota; Fungi; Ascomycota; Leotiomycetes; Helotiales; Sclerotiniaceae. The record is from RefSeq and is a predicted model, not a curated record.
AUGUUUGACCUCCCGGACGCGAAACGUGUGCGCCGCUCAGAUCUAUAUACUCGAUCCUCGUCAUCAUCUCCCGAACCUCCUUCACCAAUCGACCCUGAUGUCUCUGCUCGAUUUCACAACCAGCUUGCUUCACUUUAUGGGCCUAUUUCAUUUCAAUCGUGCGGAACCGAGAACACGUUAAACAUUGAACCCAUAAACGAUGCUCCACAUUCACCACCACUGGACGAUGACCAGGACCAGGCAGAGGAAUUUGACUUUCGGCUUUUCUCAAAUGUCAAAGAAGGCAAGAUAGUCCUCAAGGAGGAGGCAGUUGAUAAAGGGAUUUUUGUUCGGGAAAGGGACAAGAGUUAUUACUUCACCGGUCCAAUUGAGGGGCAACGUAAAGAGGAAUACGCCAUUGCGGCAAUUAGUGGAGAAGAUGUUUUGGAAGGCAGAGAAAAAAGAUAUUGGGGCUUGGAAGUUCCGUGGCGAGUCCGGGUUGUGAAGAUUGGUGUUAGUGGGCAGAAAAAAUUGGGAAGCAAUGGCCUCUUCGGGGCCAGAAAUAGUUCCAGUGGGGAGAAGAAGAGGAAACUAGGCAAGAAGAUGAGGAUUCUCAUGAGAGAGAGGAGAAGGACAAUCGAGGCUCAAGAACAGGCAAUGACGAGGGAGAAGGAAAGCAAAGAGGAGGCAGACAAAGAGAGGAGAGCUAGAAAGAACAGAGAGAAAAAAGUCAAGAGGAAGGCAAAGGAGAAGGCGUUGAAAGCUGCUGCCGGGGGGAAUAAACAGACCGAGCCCGGAGUUGACGGAGCUGAUGAAUGA